AUGUCAUUAGCAAAAGUAUCGUAUGAUUUUCAUCGUAUCAAAGAUCAUAUACCAUCAAUGCAAUUACAAUUAAAAUAUAAUUUACGAAUUAAAUUGAAAUAUGAUAAUCUUUAUGAACGGCUAAUGUUUGGUAGAAAAAUCUGCUAUACAUUUGGUUAUCUGGGUAAUCUAACAUUUCGUGGCCUUUUAAUGUAUUUGGAUUCAGAAUUAUUUCAAUGGUAUCAUUAUGAUUAUACAUCAGCAUAUUUUUGGCAAUAUAGAAAAAUUCUUAAUAAAUUUUUCAUUAUCGUUAGUUUAUUGUUUAUAAUGGUCGGAUUGAUUUGUAUUCGAACAUUUUUCUUUCACCGUGUGGAUACAUUAAGUUUUCAAUUACUAUAUGAUUGUAUUGUUUACAAUACUGAUCAAUAUCAUAAAACAUUGGAUCAAGUGGAUAGGAAAUUAUUUCAAAAUCAAAAUAAAAUGCGACUAUUUCCACAUGCAUCGUUAAAAUGUCGUACAAAUAUUUUACUAUUUUUAUUCAUAAUUGAUUGGAUCAAUUAUCUUGCUCAUAUUAUUGUUGUAACGAAUACAAUUUUAUUGUUACAAUUUGCAAUACUUUUAUUCUGUUCAUUGAUUGUAACAUUUAUUAUAUUUCAUAAUUCAGUGAAACAAUUGAAUGAAAAUUUCAUUGAAAUACUUAACAAUCAUCGUAAUACGAAAAUCAGUUUAUAUGAAAAAUAUAAAAUUUAUUUCAUUCAUCGACAACAUAAUCGUUUGGCUUAUUAUUUAAUAUCAACAAAUCAAAAUGUUUGGAGCCGGUUAUUCUUUUUUAUUGCAUUUUUCAGCAUACCGAUCAAUGUAACAACAAUAUCGGAAUUAAUUGUUGAAGAUAUACCCAUACAAACACAAUCAUUAUUCAUAUUUAUUACAAUUUUACAUGUUAUAUCUGUAUUGGUACCAUUCAUGUCAUUGGCAAAAGUAUCCGAUGAUUUUCAUCAAAUUAAAAAUCAAAUACCAUCAUUACAAUUUCGAUUAAAACAUAAUCAACAUUUACGUUUAAAAUUAAAAUAUGAUGAUCUUUAUGAACGAUUA
This is a messenger RNA of Dermatophagoides pteronyssinus (European house dust mite), 1071 nucleotides long. RefSeq lists its product as uncharacterized. Lineage: Eukaryota; Metazoa; Arthropoda; Arachnida; Sarcoptiformes; Pyroglyphidae. The record is from RefSeq and is a predicted model, not a curated record.